UCCAUAGACAUGGAAGUGACGGAGCUCAAGGCACAGUCCGAAGAGACCCAGUCCCACGCCUCAUUCGAAGAGACUUCGCAGGAGGAGAAAUAUCAUGAGGUGGAGGAGGAGACCCCCUUUGACCAGCGCGACUGGCAUGCUAUAGUACAUAACCAGCAGGAUGCAGAGCGGGAGAUUGACGAGCAGAUGUUGGGAUACGAGACCGAUCUGGAGUAUCUGACCCGUGUGGACGAACGGGACAAGCGGCGCCAGCAGUUGAGGGAGACCCUGGUCGAAGAGAUGCCCUGGUCCGAUGCCCGCUUCCUGACGAUCAACGUGCGAAGCGCAAGGCCCCUUGAGUGCAGCUCUGAUGAGGACUGGACGCGGAUGCUUCAGGGUAAUCUGGGGGCCACCGUGCGUGUGAAGGUCGGGCCGGCAACCUUCUGGUGUAUUGGUGCGCUGCUGAAUCGUCACAGCGGAUUCUUUAGACCCCAGUCACGGGAGGAGUACAGCCUGCCAGAGCUGACGCCGAUUGGCUUUCGGGCCGCCUACGCCUGGAUGCGCCUCCAGGAGCCCCUGAACUGCAGCGUGCAAAGCGAGCACAGUGAGCCCAACCAGAUCGUGGAUCUUCUGUUCACCGCCCAGCAUCUGGACAUUCGCGACCUGGAGAUGCUAUGCAACCGCUACCUCUGCUCAUCCCACUUUACGGAGCGCCGGGCCCUGCAGGUUUACGUGCGGGCGAAGCAUUACGGCAACAUGGGGAGCAUUUGCCAGCUGAUGCUGAAGCGUGUGGGAAAAUACUACCUGACGAUGGUCGGUAGUCAGGAGUACACCGAAAUGCCGCUGGAAGACAUCUGCACCCUGUUGGAGCAGGACUCAAUCGGCGUCAAUACAGAACUUGAGGUUUUCUACGGUGCCCUCCGCUGGAUGUGCAUCGAUCCCGAAGAGCGGCUGUCCGACUUGCCCCGCCUGAUGGAAUGCGUGCGCUUUACUCGAAUGCCCCGCCCGAAGCUCUUGGAGAUGUGGUUUUGCCUGUUUUCGGCCCGAUGGGGCUUGCCCCUGGAGUGGUUCCAAGUGAGAGGGGAUCCAAUUAUCUUACGGGCCUUUGCCUACUGCCCCGGACUCUGGGAGCGUGUCAACAAGGCCGUGAGAGUGGCCAAUCUGUGCCUUCAGUUCGAUAACCAUCAGGUGCUUAUGGCCCUUAUCCAGGCCUGCAGGCUGCAAAUGGAGACACCGCGCGAGUGGAUCUGCGACGAGAACUGCCCCUACCAUGUCCACAAUCGCACUCCGCCCCCCCAAGUCGACCUGUCCUCCAAGCAAUUUCUCAGCUUUGCGAUCUCCCUGGCGCAAGAGGAUCGAGACCUGUUGCGCUCCAAGGAAAAGGACCUGACAAAGCUCUGGGAGCCACUGUGGGACCCGCAACGCGAUCACCCCAACAAUAUCCCCUUUGAUGAGAUGUCCGAUGACCUGCCAAUGUCGUCCAGCGAUGAAAUCGAUUGGCGAUCGUCCAGCGAUGAUAUCGACUGGUUUAGAGAACUUCUGCGAGAGGCACCUGAAGGCACGGAUACUGACGACGAUACCGAUAAUUUAUCGGACAUAUACGUGCCGUUCACGGACAGUCCGACCACAUCCCCCAGAAACUCGCCGUUGAUCAGCGCCACAAGCAGCCCCGCGACCAAUACGCUGUGCAGGCAAUCGACGACCGCCUGGUUGUCGCACGUGCAGUUGAGUAGGCCUGGAUCGGCAUCGCCCAGAUGCCUCCGAAGAAGGAGCGAAGCGCAAGAGGCGUCGCUGGCCAUCGAUUGUGCCCCGCCCCUGAGCUGCAACGAUAAAAUGGAAGAGUUUUUGGUGCAAAACCAGUGUACACGUGACGACUGCGCUCGCUGGCGAAAGGAGCACGGCUACUCACCGGACCCAAAUGACACACAAUUAAAGGCAUUGUGCCAGUUCACUCAUGACAUGGGAAAUCCCACUCUGAUGGUGCCCUUCUUCCAGCUAUACAAAGAGAGAUGCAAAAUCUUGGAGGAGCCAUCCCCCAAUGCACAAGAGAAGCCGGACAAACGGGAAACAUCGAAUUCGCUAGCGGCCCAAGUACCUCAGACAGACAUAUCCGAAGAGCACUUUUCCCACUGAAUCACACCUCCCCUCUCCUUGAACUUCGAUUGAUUGUGUAAAAUUAAAUUUGUAGUUAAAAAAACAAA
Messenger RNA from Drosophila persimilis, 2180 nucleotides. RefSeq lists its product as uncharacterized. Lineage: Eukaryota; Metazoa; Arthropoda; Insecta; Diptera; Drosophilidae. The record is from RefSeq and is a predicted model, not a curated record. The transcript has 2 exons. Bases 10 to 2112 code for a protein of 700 amino acids.